This is a messenger RNA of Zychaea mexicana, 566 nucleotides long. RefSeq names its product translation protein SH3-like domain-containing protein. NCBI's taxonomy places the organism in Eukaryota, Fungi, Mucoromycota, Mucoromycetes, Mucorales, Lichtheimiaceae. Gene Ontology annotation, molecular function: structural constituent of ribosome; RNA binding. Gene Ontology annotation, biological process: ribosomal large subunit biogenesis; cytoplasmic translation. The transcript has 3 exons. The record is from RefSeq and is a predicted model, not a curated record. The coding region runs from base 182 to 493 and encodes 103 amino acids. Gene Ontology annotation, cellular component: ribosome; cytosolic large ribosomal subunit.
CUUGACUUUUUGCUUAGUUAUUCAAUUUUCGUUGCUUCUGUCAAACUCAGAUGUUUUUUCCCGGUGGGUGUGGUAUUGAGCCCAGCGGUGUGAGACCGAAAUUUAGGGCGAGCGGACCUGAGAGUGCUUCAAGUGCGUGGAUACGCUAGAACGAAACCCUCCUUUUUCUUCGCACAUAACCAUGAAGUACAGUGCUGACGUUAGCUCUUCGCGCAGAAAGAGCAGAAAGGCUCAUUUCACCGCUUCCUCGACCGAGCGUCGUAAGAUUAUGAGCUCUGCUCUCUCCAAGGAGCUCCGCGAAAAGUACAACACCCGUUCCAUUCCCGUUCGCAAGGACGACGAAGUUUUGGUUGUUCGCGGUUCCUUGAAGGGCCGUGAGGGCAAGGUUGUCCAGGUCUACCGUAAGAAGUGGGUCAUUCACAUUGACCGUGUCAACCGCGAGAAGGUUAACGGUAAGAGAACAGCCGUCCAAAAAAGCAAAUCAACAGCUUAAAAUCAGCAAAAGAAAGAAAUAUACUUAAAUGUGGUAAAUGGAAAAUUGCAGGUGCCUCCGUCCCCAUUGGUGU